GACUCUUUGAAUGGCAGUUUCUCUUCAGCGAAUAGCAAAAGUCGGGAGGAGCAUUUACAAAACCGCAGUGAAACCCGAUCCCACGUACCUUACACAUCACAAAUGAUGACACCCCCCAUACACACACACUCACACCACCUGUCAGGAGACUCAGCCCACAUAAGUUAACCACAGAAGCCUCAGCUGGAGGACACAAUCUGAAGGAAGUUUUCCUGCAGCACAAGUAUCACUGGAUCCAGCCUGAUCUGCUCUGAGACCAGCUGCUGACGAUAAACAACACUUCUUAACAACAUUCUAAACAACAACAACAUUCUAAACAUUGAGAGAGUGAAACGGUGGUAAAACGAAGCACAAAAAGAGACUGGCAUCAUAUCGAAUCAGCAAUGGUUUUGAAAAAGCUUCUGCGUUUCGGGAAACAGCUGCUAAGGGUGAAGGUUGUCAAUUGCAACUCAGAGGAAUCACGUCUCUCUCGAUGCCUGAACACCUUUGACCUGGUGGCUCUUGGUGUGGGAAGCACGUUGGGAGCUGGGGUGUAUGUCCUAGCCGGUGCUGUGGCAAGGGAAAACGCUGGACCGGCCAUCGUGUUGUCGUUCCUCAUCGCGGCCCUGGCCUCAGUGCUCGCGGGCCUCUGUUAUGCAGAGUUUGGGGCGAGAGUGCCGAAAACAGGCUCAGCGUACCUGUACAGCUACGUGACCGUAGGAGAACUAUGGGCCUUUAUAACUGGCUGGAACCUUAUACUUUCAUAUGUUAUAGGAACCUCAAGUGUUGCCCGAGCUUGGAGUGCCACGUUUGAUGAGCUGAUUGGAAAACAUAUUGAGCAUUUUUGUCGACAGUACAUGUCCAUGAACGCUCCAGGCAUUCUGGCGGAGUAUCCAGAUAUGUUUUCUGUAUUAAUCAUCCUCACUCUCACAGGCCUGCUGGCCUUCGGGGUAAAGGAGUCAGCCAUGGUCAAUAAAGUGUUCACCUGCAUCAACGUUCUGGUGCUGCUCUUCAUGGUUGUAUCCGGCCUGGUCAAAGGUACGCUGAAGAACUGGAACCUGGACCCUGAUGAGAUUCUCAACGUAACUAAUUUCACCCUUAAUACCACACAGCCCCUGCCUUCAAAAGAGAUUCUGGGUGAAGGUGGGUUCAUGCCUUUUGGCUUCACAGGGGUCUUAUCAGGUGCGGCUACCUGCUUUUACGCCUUCGUUGGGUUCGACUGCAUUGCCACCACAGGUGAGGAAGUGAAGAACCCCCAGAGAGCCAUUCCCAUCGGGAUCGUCUCCUCCCUCCUUAUCUGCUUUGUGGCAUACUUUGGUGUAUCGGCCGCCCUCACCAUGAUGAUGCCAUACUACAUGCUGGAUAAAAACAGCCCUCUUCCUGCUGCCUUUAAGUACGUCGGCUGGGAAGGAGCCACAUACGCCGUGGCGGUAGGCUCCCUCUGCGCCCUGUCCACUAGCCUGCUUGGCGCCAUGUUCCCCAUGCCCCGUGUGCUCUGGGCCAUGGCUGACGAUGGCCUGCUCUUCAAAUACAUGGCUGGGAUCAGCGAGAGAACAAAAACUCCCUUAGCUGCCACUAUAACGUCAGGCUUUCUCGCAGCUAUCAUGGCUUUCCUGUUUGACCUGAAGGACUUGGUUGAUCUGAUGUCUAUAGGAACUCUUUUGGCCUACACCCUGGUCGCUGCCUGUGUUUUAGUACUCAGGUACCAGCCCGAACAGUUUUCUCAAACAGAUCACAUGGCAAACACACAGGAAGAAAUGGAAAUGAGCGAGACCAUAAGUACGCCUAGCAUGGGGAUUCUACCUGGCAUAGAAGAGCGAUUCAGCUUCAGAACGAUGCUCUUCCCCGACAUCACUGAACCCUCCAACCUGUCAGGCUUCACUGUUAACAUCUGCACAAGUCUGCUUGGUCUGCUGAUCCUCAGCUUCAGUCUGUUGGCCGUCCUGGGUGGAACUGCAGUGUGGAAUGUUGUCACUCUCAGUGUCCUGUUCAGCCUGUGUGUCAUUCUCACGUUUAUCAUCUGGAGACAACCUGAGAGUAAAACCAAGCUCUCUUUUAAGGUUCCUUUACUUCCAUUCAUCCCAGUGGUUAGCAUGUUUGUCAAUGUGUACCUGAUGAUGCAGCUGGACAGGGGAACCUGGAUACGAUUCGCCAUCUGGAUGUCUAUAGGACUCAUAAUCUACUUUGGCUAUGGAAUCUGGCACAGUACUGAAGCUGCACUGGCCCAUUCCAGUAUGGACGAAGAACUGAGUGUGUAUAAACCCGCCUGCGGUCUAAACAGGGACAGUGUGACCCCGGAGAAGGAAGCUUUCCUCUGUAAUGGCCACGGAUCACAGGCUGAUGAGGAUGGAGAUCUCUAAUGUGGAACAGUGUUACGUUAUUUACUCAAACUUUACAUUAAAGCACACCGCCGGGACGUUGUGAGGAGCACAGGCCGUUGGAUUCUAAUCAGAUGGAGCUCUUUGACAGAUUUAACAAUGUCACUUCCUUGUGACAAGGGUUUUGUUAAGUGCACACUACAUGGGUGGAAGUAUUUGAGUGUUCUCACAACUCAAAGGUUUUGUUUCCUACUUAAGAAAUCUCGAAGAAACCAAAACAGGCACAGGACCUUUUAUUGAGUGGCUUUAGAGAGAAAAAAAUUGUGAGCUGCAGUAUUUGAUGUUGACGGCUGCUUUUGUUAAUUGAUCUAAUUGAACUUGUGCCUUUUGUCUUACUCUUGCAAUUGAAGCUAAAUCAGAGUUGUUCUUUCUGAAUGUUGGAUGUCAUUGGGUUUUACUGAACAUGGGCUGAACAUGGCCUCACAACAGAUGAGAGGAAGAAUCAAAUCAUGCUUGGCUUUUCUGCUGAAUUUGUAGUACUGUCUGAGGUCCCAUUAAGGAUCCAUUUUCCGGCUGGUUUGAACCGCCCUAAUCCAGAAUUUGUAGUUUUUACUAGUCCACCCAGAUUAGACCUUCGGGUAGUACUGCCACCUGGUGGUCUGGUUGAGCAGUUAACCAGCGUUAGUUGCUUUUAUCUGUCACAGUGCUGGCUACUGUGUCAUCUGCGCAGAUGGAGUCUGCUUCGUCGCUUGUGUCUUAAUGUCAUUAAAGCAGGCAUUUUUUAGAAUAUUUGGAGAGAAGUUAAUAUCUAGGGGUAUAUUUUGAUCAUUUAAGGUGUUUGAACAUAUAUCAUGUUUUGUCAAGCUAAAUAUUUUACAAAUUAAAAAUAAGACAAAAGAGUGUUGGAAUAAAUUCUUAAGAUUUUUAAAGGUUUUUGAAAGAAGUCUUAUGCACCAAACUAAUUAAUAUAAAUACUGUAUAAACAGUAAUAUGUGAAAUAUUAUUACAAUUUAAAAUAACUGUUUUCUACAGGAAUAUAUUUAAA
Molecule: messenger RNA, 3342 nt
Organism: Megalobrama amblycephala (Wuchang bream)
Lineage: Eukaryota; Metazoa; Chordata; Actinopteri; Cypriniformes; Xenocyprididae
Gene: slc7a1a
Product: solute carrier family 7 member 1a
Exons: 12
Coding region: 384-2339 (651 amino acids)
Biological process (GO): transmembrane transport; amino acid transport
Cellular component (GO): plasma membrane
Molecular function (GO): amino acid transmembrane transporter activity
Source: RefSeq, a predicted model, not a curated record